CAAGCCGUUUUCUACGCUAGUGACGUCAGCACCGGUCGGUUGGUCCAAUGUUCAGUAUGUGCGGGGGGAACUAAGAAGUAAUGUUUGCUAAAAUAAUCCAGCUUAAGCUUCGGUUAUCGAAUAUUAUAGAAUUUCUGUUUUAGCAGCAAACCUUCGAACACAAAGCUUUCUAUAACCUGUUUUUUAAGUGAUGAAAAUGCUAUAGUGAUAUAUCCGAGCCUCGCAGCAAGAUUUGAACAGAAGCAGACAAAGGCCACCGGAAACGAGUCCUCAUAGUUACAAUGGCCGGGUAGCGACCGUUUUCAGCCCGUCUCUCUCCCCCCAAAGCAGCUCUUCUCUGUUCUGGUAAAAAAGGGUGCCGUAUUUCUUCGUGGGAGUUUGAAGCAAGUACGAAGGCGACGUUAUUUUACUGAAAAUGCUUCACAGUUUGGACUUUCUACGAGACGCGGUGGUAGAAAAGCGCCCGGACUUCUCGCCCUUCGCCUAACGUUGUUUGUUAGCCAACGCUAGUUAGCUAGCUAGCAUAGCUAACUUCACACAACGCAGAUAUCCGACGCAGUGCCAAGUUUUCAGUUACGGUAAACUCGCUUUUAUGGGUGUUCUUCGUGCUUUAUGCGCCGACAAACCUCACCUACGAAGACUGAGUAUUUUGAGAGGUAUUUUUAAUGUGCGCUGACGUUAUUCUGAAGCCACAAAAUAAGUUCAGUUAGCCGGUUGGCUAAUUUAUUUAGCUAGUGAGGCGGAGCAGACCGCGAGUUAGCCGAACAGCUGAAAUGGAGACGCACGUUUCAAACCUUUUCCCGGAAAUUUUAGCGAUGAUUUUUAGCUACCUGGACGUUAAAGGCAAAGGCAGAGUUGCACAGGUCUGCGUAGCCUGGAGAGACGCGUCCUACCACAAAUCUGUCUGGAGGGGAGUGGAAGCAAAACUUCACCUACGACGAGCCAACCCGUCGUUAUUCCCAAGUCUUCAGACACGAGGAAUCAAAAAAGUGCAAAUACUCAGUCUUAGGCGCAGCCUGAGCUAUGUAAUUCAGGGGAUGCCAAACAUCGAGAGCCUUAAUUUGAGUGGAUGCUACAAUUUAACAGACAAUGGCCUCGGCCACGCGUUUGUGCAGGACAUACCUUGCCUGCGGAUUCUCAAUCUGAGCCUUUGUAAGCAGAUCACGGACUCCAGCCUUGGCAGGAUAGCACAGUAUCUCAAGAACCUGGAGUUUCUGGAACUUGGUGGCUGCAGCAACAUCACCAACACAGGAUUGCUUCUAAUUGCGUGGGGCUUGCACAGGCUGAAGAGCCUGAACCUUCGCAGCUGCAGGCAUGUGUCUGAUGUGGGCAUUGGGCACCUGGCCGGCAUGACCCGCAGUGCAGCUGAGGGCUGCCUCAACUUGGAGCAUCUCACCCUGCAGGACUGUCAGAAACUGACUGACUUGUCUCUCAAGCACAUCUCCAAGGGUUUGAGCAAGCUGAAAGUACUGAACCUCAGCUUCUGUGGUGGGAUUUCGGACGCUGGCAUGAUCCAUCUGUCGCACAUGACGCAGCUGUGGACCCUGAAUCUGCGCUCAUGCGACAAUAUCAGUGACACUGGUAUCAUGCAUCUUUCCAUGGGCUCUCUCAGGUUGUUUGGGUUGGAUGUGUCAUUCUGUGACAAAGUGGGCGACCAGAGCCUGGCCUACAUUGCCCAAGGGCUUUACCAGCUCAAGUCCCUCUCCCUGUGCUCGUGUCACAUCAGUGACGAUGGAAUCAACAGAAUGGUUCGCCAGAUGCAUGAACUUAAAACCCUAAACAUUGGACAGUGUGUGCGCAUUACAGACAAGGGACUUGAGCUCAUCGCCGAUCACUUGACUCAGCUGACUGGGAUCGAUCUGUACGGGUGCACCAAAAUCACUAAAAGGGGACUAGAGCGCAUAACGCAGCUCCCAUGCCUUAAAGUAUUGAACCUGGGUUUGUGGCAGAUGACUGAGGGUGAAAGAGUUAGAUGAUACCUGGUCAGGCAUCACACCUUUGUUUAUACUACUACCUCAUACAAUACUGCCACCUUGUCUUUUUUGUUUUUAUAGAAAUGUGAAGGAACAUUUAGUUGAGUGGCAUGCAAUAAGAACACUGAACAACUUUACAUUGUUUAAAGUAUAUAUUUCUUAAAUGCUUUUUCAUUAGUAAGUGGUUAGUCAAAUGUUUUUAGGCCCUCUUAAGGAGCUUAUAUUCAAUUAUCUGACAUGACUGUACUGACAAGAACAUUUUGUCAAUGCCUUAAAGUAUUAUCCUCAUUCUGAUCUCCAUAAUUGCUCUUAAGGUAAAAAAAAAAGAUUGUAUUCAUUAAGACUGGGGGGGGGGCUUAUUAGUUUGUAUAGGUCCUCCUUAGUAAGAUGAACAUAUGCAAUUUAACUUUGUAAAAAAAAAUAUAGAUAUAUAUAAUAUGUAUAUGAUCAAUUCAUUUGUAAGAUAACGUCUGUUUAUUUUCCUAUGCUGAAUGAUUAAAAUUGUUUUUGACUAUUA
This is a messenger RNA of Pygocentrus nattereri (red-bellied piranha), 2490 nucleotides long. It is a transcript of the gene fbxl14a, whose product is annotated as F-box and leucine-rich repeat protein 14a. Gene Ontology annotation, molecular function: protein binding. The transcript has a single exon. The record is from RefSeq and is a predicted model, not a curated record. Gene Ontology annotation, cellular component: SCF ubiquitin ligase complex. Gene Ontology annotation, biological process: SCF-dependent proteasomal ubiquitin-dependent protein catabolic process. Bases 774 to 1976 code for a protein of 400 amino acids. NCBI's taxonomy places the organism in Eukaryota, Metazoa, Chordata, Actinopteri, Characiformes, Serrasalmidae.